AUGGAAGAUAUCAACUUGGGACAGGCUCUUGGCGGGCUGCGUAUUGCGAACAACCCCGACUUUACCCCUCCAGACACACCUGUUCAGGCGCCACAGCAAGUAAGGGGCACCGAGCGGGAUCAGACACAGGAUAUGGAGCCGGCCGUAUCCUCCACCCGACUUGAUGCCAUAGGCGAUGCGACCGGGGACGGUCCUUCGCACCUCUCUUACCGAGAUCCCGAGUCACAUUCCGCUUUCUCAGGCUCGGCAUAUGGUAGGGGGGAGAGCCAACAACGGCCGUCCGAAAUGCACCGGGGUUAUUCGGAUUACACCGCCCAACGUCAGGCCCGCGGUGAAUCUGCCAUAAUCCCUGGACAGCCGAGUAUGCGCAAUUCGGUCGUCGGCGGUACCGGCGACGGGCUGUAUCGCGAACGGUCCGUUCGAAAUUCCACAGCGGGUGGGGUUUCACCCCACAUCGGGAGUAGUCGGUCCCACAGGCAGAGCCAAUCAGCAUAUGUUGAAAAUGCCCCCCCAAUGAGCAGCGAGGAAUGGAAAGAUAGGGGCGCCGCUGUUAGUAUCCAACGGCAUGUCGAUAGUAACGGCAACCAAACCCACCGUAUUGUAAAAAAAGGCGUUCAGGAUUUCAAUUUUGGGAGGACACUUGGCGAGGGCAGUUACAGCACUGUUCUUGCAGCCACAGACCGUCAAACAUUGACCGAGUACGCCAUAAAAGUCCUCGACAAGAGGCACAUCAUCAAAGAGAAAAAGGUUAAAUAUGUCAACAUCGAGAAGAAUACCUUGAACAGGCUUGGAGACCACCCGGGAAUCGUAAGGUUGUAUUAUACAUUCCAAGAUGAACGAAGCCUGUACUUUGUCCUUGACCUUGCUACUGGGGGUGAACUGCUUGGAUUUGUUAAAAAGCUUGGCUCAUUUGACGAAGAGUGUACUCGAUUUUAUGGAGCUCAAAUCCUGGAUGCAAUCGAGUACAUGCACUCCAAGGGUGUUAUCCAUAGGGACCUGAAGCCUGAGAACGUACUCUUGGACGACAAGAUGCACGUAAAAAUAACAGACUUCGGAACUGCUAAAAUUCUAGAUCUCCCUUCCCAAAACCGAACGAGCAACACUGACGGAAAAACCCAGCUUGACCGUCAGGAACAGGACUUUGCUAAUAAUAUCGGAAUACCCGACCAUGAAAGGGCGAACUCGUUUGUUGGUACGGCGGAGUACGUAUCGCCAGAGUUGCUGACGGACAAGUCAGCCUGCAAAGGAUCCGACCUGUGGGCUUUCGGCUGCAUAGUCUUCCAACUUCUUGCCGGACGACCUCCUUUUAAGGCUGGCAACGAGUACCAAACUUUCCAAAAAAUUGUUAACCUCGAGUAUCAAUUCCCUCCAGGAUUUCCAGGGGUAGCCCGUGACCUCGUCGAACGGCUUCUCGUCUUAGACCCCACAAAGCGCCUAACGAUCGAAAAUAUCAAAUCGCACCCUUUCUUUGAAGGAAUCGUUUGGGGGAAACAACUGUGGAAGCAGAAGGCCCCACGUUUGAAGUCAUACACCCCACCGACGGAACAGCCCAAACUCAUAAAGCUGGACUCGGCGCAAUCAACAUCCUCCUUCGCUCGGUCCUCAGGAAACCCCAGCACUAAUCAAUCUCAAUCAUCGGCAUCUUCACGACCUGUUCCCCCCAAGGUGAUUACAGAACUACCUCCUCCAACUCAGUUGGACCUUCAAUGGUCUCCCGUUUUGACAAAAACAAAUGAGAGGAUCCUAAAAGUUGGAAACAUGACAGUAACAUCCGCCCCCGCUCCACAAUCUUUCGGUACCCACGGAUCCGCCGGCGCCUUUGCGGAGCAGACCCCAAAGAAGUUCUCAAGGUUUUUCCACGGUAACCAGGUUAAAAAACGACAGAGACUCGUCAUUGUGACAACAGGUGGGAGAGUUAUAAUUGCAGGAAUUGGAGCUGCGGGGAGUGAUGCAAGUAAAGUUAAGACAGAAAUAGACUUGCUUGGCUUAGGGGUUGUGACUAGGAUUGCACCUCCGUCGACGGGUCAAAAGCCUGGAUCGGCCUUUGUGGUCGACACGAAAGACAAGUGCUUUACUUUUGAGGAUCCUAAAGAUCCUGCGAGUGAGUGGCUCGUUGCAAUCGAAAACUCCAGGGAUCUAGCUUCCGCACAGGCCAGCAACGAUGAUCAAAGCCACUCUCGUGGGAACAGCCCAGCGAAUACUUUGAACGGCACCUUGACUUUGGACAAGAGUAGUAGUUCCCGACAUACUAAACUCUCCGACGAGGAAAAAAGGCCUUCGAAAAGAUUCAGUAAGAGAAAUAGUAAGAAUGGGCUCGCCGCCGUCUUUUAG
This is a messenger RNA of Orbilia oligospora ATCC 24927, 2331 nucleotides long. RefSeq lists its product as uncharacterized. The transcript has 3 exons. Bases 1 to 2331 code for a protein of 776 amino acids. Gene Ontology annotation, molecular function: ATP binding; protein serine/threonine kinase activity. The record is from RefSeq and is a predicted model, not a curated record. Gene Ontology annotation, biological process: peptidyl-serine phosphorylation; intracellular signal transduction. NCBI's taxonomy places the organism in Eukaryota, Fungi, Ascomycota, Orbiliomycetes, Orbiliales, Orbiliaceae.